This is a messenger RNA of Acomys russatus (golden spiny mouse), 972 nucleotides long. RefSeq names its product NECAP endocytosis associated 2 (gene Necap2). Gene Ontology annotation, biological process: endocytosis. Gene Ontology annotation, cellular component: membrane; clathrin vesicle coat. The record is from RefSeq and is a predicted model, not a curated record. The transcript is spliced from 8 exons. The coding region runs from base 65 to 865 and encodes 266 amino acids. Lineage: Eukaryota; Metazoa; Chordata; Mammalia; Rodentia; Muridae.
GGUCACUUCCGGUCCCGAAGGGGCGGGGAAGAAGCCGGAAGUCCGGUGAGCUCUGGCAGCCGAGAUGGAGGAGAACGAGUACGAGUCGGUUCUCUGUGUCAAGCCCGAGGUCCAUGUCUACCGCAUCCCGCCGCGGGCCACCAACCGUGGCUACAGGGCCUCAGAGUGGCAACUGGACCAGCCAUCAUGGAGUGGCCGGCUGCGGAUCACUUCAAAAGGGAAGGUGGCCUACAUCAAGCUGGAGGACAGGACCUCGGGGGAGCUCUUCGCACAGGCCCCAGUAGACCAGUUCCCUGGGACAGCUGUGGAGAGUGUGACUGACUCCAGUAGGUACUUCGUGGUCCGCAUUGAAGAUGGAAACGGGCGACAUGCUUUUAUUGGGAUUGGUUUUGGGGACCGAGGGGACGCCUUUGACUUCAACGUGGCAUUACAGGACCAUUUCAAGUGGGUGAAGCAGCAGUGUGAGUUUGCAAAGCAAGCCCAGAACCCAGAUGAAGGCCCCAAAUUGGACCUGGGCUUCAAGGAGGGCCAGACCAUCAAGAUCAACAUCGCAAACAUGAGAAAGAAGGAAGGAGCAGCUGGGACCCCAAGAGCCAGGCCCACUAGCACAGGAGGGCUGAGCCUGCUUCCCCCUCCUCCAGGGGGCAAGUCCUCUACCCUCAUCCCUCCCUCCGGGGAGCAGUUGUCUGUGGGGGGCUCUCUGGUUCAGCCAGCAGUUGUUUGUGGUUCAGGAGGGGCCACAGAACCUUGGCCACAGUCUAAGCCUGCUGCUGCUGCCACUGCUGAUGUCUGGGGCGACUUCACCAAAUCUCCAGGGUCGCCCUCCAGCCAGUCUCAGCCAGGCACAGGCUGGGUCCAGUUUUGACCUGCACAACUUCUCUUCAGUGGACUUCUGGGAAGGAGCUGCCUCAUCCUGGCCAGCGGCAGGAGGCAAAGUGCUUCCUACUGGCCCCUGGAGCAUCACUGCCCUCU